AUGAGCCACGAAGCUCAUCACCAUGAGGAAAGAAGCCCUCUCAGUUUCUUCGCCACUCCUCUCCAUGAGAUUCCCUCCCCAGCUCAUCAUUACAGCAAUGGAGGAAACUCUGAUACCGACGUCGAACAACAACACAAGACUACUGCACAUGCACAUGCACUCGAUGCCUCUCAACCCAACUUUGAGAACAUGGACUGCUCACUACACGAGAGUCCGGCGUUCCAUCGCCAUGCUGAGGCCACCACUGCAGAACUGUUCUACGAUUUGUUCUUUGUGGCAAAUCUGACCACCUUCACAUCCAUGCUCGAGAUCAACGAUCGUCAUUCGUUGACUGCAUACAUCGGCUUCUUCAGUCUACUGUGGCUCACCUGGUACCAAGUGUCACUUUACGACGUGCGCUUCAGCGCCGACUCCGUCUUCGAGCGCACUGCGAAAGCCAUCCACUUCGGCGUCAUGGUUGGUUUCGCUGUCAUCGGUCCUCAGUGGAAACCUGGUCAAGCACAAUCAGACUACAAGAUUUACAAGGCUUUUGGGUUGAUUUUGAUGGUCUCACGUCUGACCUUGUUUACUCAGUAUGGUGUCACUCUGUGCUACACAAAGAAAUUCAAGACGACUGUGCUUCCCAUCUUGUUAGUCAUGGCUUCAACACUAGUCGCCGCUAUUUUGUACGGCGCCCUAACCCCUAUCUUCCCCAAUGAGACGAUCGAAGAGACGUACUCUAAUGCUUACAUUGCGUGGUACAUCAUCGCCAUCUCGGAAACCAUCCUUACUGUUGCAGUUUCCUGCUACUGGGAUGUUAUCUCGUUUGUCGGCACACAUAUGGUACAGCGGAUGUCCCUCCUGUCCCUGAUAAUUCUUGGAGAAGGCAUCAUCGUUGUCUGCAAGUCAAUCUCGAAGAUCGUGAAAAACGAGUUCCUCUGGUCGGCAGCUGUCGUGGGCCAGAUCAUCGCGGCGGUACUUAUUAUCUACUGGUACUACCAGUUGUACUUCGACCGUAUGCAGGAAGAACAUUUUGGGAGUAUCAAGCAACAGAUGUGGUCGAUCUUGCAUUUCCCGCUCCACCUUGUCUUGGUACUUGUCUUGCAAGGAGUAUCGCUACUCAUCAUCUGGCGACAGGCGGUGGAAGCAAUGAACGCCUGGGUCACAGACUUUGCACCAGCGAUUCAAUGGCUCGCAGCCGUUGUCGAAAACGUGGAAAAUGCUUCAACUUUCCCGGAAGGCACAUAUUUCGGAUCGUGGGCAGCAGCCUACGGCGAGAACAAAACGGUCGGAUGGAUCUUCGCAUCCUUUGCUAAUGAAACCUCCUACAACCAUGUUUAUCUAUAUGUUCCGAAAGGUGUUGAUGCGUCCAAGGAAAUCGAGGCUGUGGCGACGGCUACCUACGAUCUUUGGGAGGGUAUUAACAACACUUUGUUUGAUAGUUUCAGUGUCACUGUGGCCAAGAGCAAAAGCAAGACGAGCAGCAAAUCGUUGCCAGACUUUGAGACAGUGAGCAACCAGUACUACGCCAUCUUCGACCUGGUCAUGACUUAUACUUUCAUCGCUGGCGGUCUCGCACUCAUUCUCAUCACAGCUCUUGGCGUCCUCUCCCUUCCUAAACACGAACGCCGCCUCUCGAUCUACAUACGAUCGGCUAUCUGCGCCGCCUUUGGGGUCGCACUUUGCUGCUUAUCAGCGAUUCGGUACAACGAUGGCCAAAUGAUUGUAUGGUUGGGCAGUGCGUGGAUGAUCCCGACCAUCUGUCUUGUGCUGUGUGUAUGUGUCAUCAUUACACAUGUAAGACUUUACAAAAAGAAGACCCAUUAGUUCGAAGUUGAUGCGCUUUUGAACUGCUGAGUCUGCCCAAGGGUAAUCUGCGUUGUGAAUUCCGAUUAAGGAAGGUGUGAACUCUAAAGAUAGAGCUCUGGCUCGUUGCUGUGUCGAUCGUUGUCGUACCUAAUAGUAAGAAGAUAGAUAGUAUUGAAUAAUGAGAUAGUAGAAAAUAGCAUGCAAUUGCGUAUGUGCACAUCCUCAGCG
Messenger RNA from Boeremia exigua, 2016 nucleotides. RefSeq lists its product as uncharacterized. The record is from RefSeq and is a predicted model, not a curated record. The transcript has 3 exons. Lineage: Eukaryota; Fungi; Ascomycota; Dothideomycetes; Pleosporales; Didymellaceae. The coding region runs from base 1 to 1806 and encodes 601 amino acids.